Molecule: messenger RNA, 1883 nt
Organism: Schistosoma intercalatum
Lineage: Eukaryota; Metazoa; Platyhelminthes; Trematoda; Strigeidida; Schistosomatidae
Source: the annotation of a GenBank genome assembly
GAUAUAUAUCAAUUUCGAAAAUUUGAAAAUUUCUGCUGUUAGUUGACCUUACCUGAUAUCGUCUUUUACAUGGAUUAUUUAACAAAUAUCAUAUUAUAUCUUAGCUUUUCUGGUGGUUUUUUAUUAUGCUAUUGUCUACGUCAUACCAUGAUGGGACAAGUUUUAAAAUUUCUACUUUUGAAACCAGUGUCCGUAAUUUGGAUAACUAUGCCAUUUGCGAUCAGAAAAAUGAUUUCCGAAACAAUCAUUUGGUUCUUAUUUGAGAGGCAUUGUGUCUAUCAAUUCGUUUAUCUAAGCUGUAUUAUUUUUGGACAUUAUAUAUUGAUAAUGGAUGUUAUAACUGUACUCUAUCGAUAUUCCUGGUUAGAGAAUAAUCUGUUUCUUGGAUCUGGAUGUUUAUUCCUUAAUGGUCUGUUAUAUAUGUUGUUGUGUUUUAGUGAUCCAGGUUUUAUAACAUCACGAAAUAAAUCAGUUUAUGCACAUAUUUAUGAAUAUGAUAAUUUUAUUUAUUCACCUAAACAAUGCACAAUAUGCUGUCAUAUCAUUCCAGCUAGAUCUAAACAUUGCUCUCGAUGUGACCGUUGCAUAUUUCGAUUUGAUCAUCACUGUGUUUGGACAAAUUGUUGUAUUGGUGGUCAAAAUCAUGGGCUUUUCAUAACAUUUCUAUUCUCUUUAUGUUUUAUGAUUGCCAAUGCAUUGUGGUUAAAUUGUCGUAUGCUUUAUUUAUUCUCUGUUCAUGAAAAUUUAUGGCAAGCUCAUUACUUGGAUGAAUAUGACCAAAUGCACCCAAUGGAUUGGUUAACAUUAUUACAACACUUGUUCAUGACAUUUCCUCGUGUUAUAGGGUUGACUGGCAUAUUAAUUGUAGUUGUAAUGUUAUUAAUUAAUUAUUUAACAUUUCAUAUUUGGCUUAUUUUGAUCAAUUGUACAUCAUAUGAAUAUUUUCAAGGGAAGAAGCUGAUUACUAGUGAAAAUUGUUCAAUUAACUAUGAUGAUGAUGAUAAUGAUGACAAGGAGAAGAAUAGAAAGAUAAUAAACAAAAAGCGUCAUUUCCUUUCUACUUCAUUAUUUGACAGCAAGAUGGUGAUGAUGAUGACGGAAAGAACAAUGAUGCCUUCUACCGUAAACCGACAAUUAAAGUCGAACCAUAGAUUAAGUGGACAAAAUCCAACUAGUACAUGUCAUAAUUAUCGAAAUUUCUACAAUAAAGGUAUUAGAAAUAAUUUAUUGGAAAUGUAUACGCAAAGUACAUCAUAUUCAUUACGGGAGUUGAAACAUCGUUUACCUGUACAGUUGGCAUUUAAAACUCGUUAAAUUUCUUCCUUUCAACUGAUAGAUGUUUUUUUACGAAAGCCGUUGAUCUUUAAUUUAUUUUUAGUGUAACUGUAUUUUCUCAAUUCUGUUUGAUUGAAGUCAAUGAUAUUCAUGUUGCCUAACUGACGGUAACAGUGCUUCCUAGAAACAUGGACUGACAAAUGAUUGGUAUCCUUAUCGCUAACUGGAGUCUUUGAAUGUUUAGCGACCGAUGGGCAUCACUUAUUUGCACAUUCUAAUGUCUGUUGUAUUAUGUUAUUUGAUAAUCAUGUCUUAUAAGUUUAAGUGAUAUUAAUAUAAUUAAAUAGCUUAAAUGCAAUACUUCUGUACGUAAUGUGAGUGAAUGUACUGUUGUUUUUUCAAAUCAAUAUUCUUACUCUUUGCAGUUUUAUGAAGGUAUCUCUGUGUAUGAAAUUAUAGGUUUUAUUGAAUGCGGUUUUACGAGAGUGAAUAAAAUAAUCCUGUAGUCUCAUAUACAUAUUGUUGAAAUAGUUUGUCGGUAUUAAUAAAUUUCAAUAAAUGUAAAUAAAUCAGUGGGAUAAUUCCUGAAUAAUAAUUGAUAUUCCCCA